Messenger RNA from Alligator mississippiensis (American alligator), 2847 nucleotides. RefSeq names its product translocase of inner mitochondrial membrane 10 (gene TIMM10). The transcript has 3 exons. Gene Ontology annotation, biological process: protein insertion into mitochondrial inner membrane. The record is from RefSeq and is a predicted model, not a curated record. Gene Ontology annotation, cellular component: mitochondrial inner membrane. Bases 126 to 398 code for a protein of 90 amino acids. NCBI's taxonomy places the organism in Eukaryota, Metazoa, Chordata, Crocodylia, Alligatoridae.
UCUCCCCGCUCUUUGAGCCGGGGAGGGGGGUGCCUCCUUCCCGGAAGUGCUGGUGGCCCCACGUGGUUCCGGCUGGCAGGAGAUCCCGGCCCUGCCUCAGCUGCACGGGACGCGGAGCUUAGGCGAUGGAUCCUGUGCAGGCGCAGCGGCUGGCAGCGGAGCUGGAGGUGGAGAUGAUGGCUGACAUGUACAACAGGAUGACCAAUGCCUGCCACCGGAAGUGUGUCCCCCCCCACUACAAGGAGGCUGAGCUCUCCAAAGGGGAGUCUGUAUGCCUGGACCGCUGUGUCUCCAAGUACCUGGACAUUCAUGAACGCAUGGGCAAGAAAUUGACAGAGCUCUCCAUGCAAGAUGAGGAGCUGAUGAAGCGGAUUCAGCAGGGGGCUGGGGCGGUUUAAGAAUCCCUCUUCAGCUUUGGACAGCAAGUGUGAUAGGCCCUGAGUGCACUGGACUGCCGCCUAGAUUCAGCCCUGGGUCCCCUGUCAAUAAAGCCUUGAUAGUUUUGUAUGAGCAGCACUGGGCCUCUGCCUUCCAACAAGGGGAUCCUGUGCUGAGAUUCGCUGUUUAGCUGUUUCCUGCUGAGUGGAUGAGGUCCUAUCUCUGCCCUUCCCAGAUGAUGCUCCUAGUGAGCAGCAUUGUCCCAAAUAGGGAUGAGGUCCCAAUCCUAUCCUAGUGGUGUCUCUUUAUUGACUAAUGGAGCAAAGGCUUGAUCCAGGGUAGUUUGUGAUGAAGUGUCCUCUUGCAGGAGGUCGGGCUAGAACCCUCGUCCCAGCUCUUUUACCCCUUUGAUAGCAUGAUGGAUUGGCUGCAGGGGGCACUGCCUCCAGGUGGAUGUAUAUUCCCUAUGGUAUUGUGCUCAUCAAAUCUCCAUGGUACUCUCACAGAGCAGCAUGCCCCUGUCAGAUUUGAGUAAUCCCCUCCUGGCUGCAGUUUGCCUUUCACUUUCAGCUCCAAACUCUGUGACAGAGCCUGUUCCUAUUUUCUGUUGGGCAACCCUUGUCCUUUUCCCCCCUCCCCCCAGAGAUGGCUGCAUUUUUGUUCGGGGAGGCAAACUGCUGGCUGUAAUCUGAAGAAUUUCCUUGCAAUCCUUGAUGGCUGUAGCUGCUAUGUGUGGCCAGCAGGGGGCAUGCUGCUGCUGGGGAAAGCACAUGGGAGUUUCACUUGGCUUUCAGUUCAUGGCUUUAGUAAAUAUUUUUACAAGCCUGGCUCCUAAUUGGUGUUUUCCUCCUUUCUCUCAUCCCAGUUUCUGAUUUGUGGUUAAUUACACGGCAGCUCCAUUUAGCCUGAGGGUGAAGCUUCUAAUCCCAGUGACCUCCAGGGAGUGGCUAGGAGUUAUUUUUACUGCAUGCAAUUCAGUCCUCUUGGGGCUCAGUCUGGUUUUCCUGGAAGAUGCUGCAUGAUGAUUUCCUCAGAAUUCGCUGGCAGGAAAAACUAUGUGUACAGCAGCUUUUGUUUGCACUGGGGACUAUGCAGGCACCUGGGAGGGGGAUUUUGAGGUUGGCUUGGGGGUACGGACAGCUAUAGCAAGGCUGUAGCAGCAAGUGAGGGUAGGGGCUGUGUUGGAGGAGACUGAGAGGGGGUUGCAUGAGGCUAGGGAUAGCAAACAGCAGGGGGAAGGCCUUACUGGCCUGGCUUUGUCUAGCUCUAGCCUUUGAUUGUUAGGGCGAGAGAGCCGAGAGGGAGCACAGCAGGGGUGGAAUGGAAAUAGGGAUAGAAGUGUUUGGAGGUUAGAGAGACGGACAUUGAAGACUAUAUGGACUAAGCUCCUUGGGGGUGGGGAGGAGCAGGACCCUCAAAGCCUAGUGGGAAUUAAUCCUCUAGGGGAUAGGAGUUGAUGUAAGGAGCAUGAUUUUUUGGCAGCUCCCCAAAAGGGCAGCCAAGUUUAGUGGGGAGGAUGGGUCUGUGUGUGCCCCUUGGGUGAGGCUAAAGAUUCCUAAUUCCCAGUUCUUUAGUCUCAGUCUCUAGUUCCUUAUUCCUGGUUCAUGGCUGGUUUUUCAAAGCUAACUUUAAAUAAUUUAAAGUUGUAAAAUUAUACCACGUAUCAAGUACAUAGCCUUGAAUAAGGAGAUGAGAUUAGGCUGGGAUUAUGAAGCAAAAUCAUUUUCAGGUCUUCCCAAACGACACAUUUUCAGCUGUUUCUUCUGAAUAAGUCUGAGCAGGGCACUGGCUGAACUGAAGUUUGGUUUUCACUGCUAGUCUGCCAACUGACAGCCCCUUGGGUAUGUGUGUGGUGUACAUUUCCCCAAAUGAGCUUAAUUUGGGUUGGGAUUAUGGGGCAAGAUCCACUUUGGGUCACCACAAACCAUACAUCUCCAUGCCCGGGGGGACUGUCCUGAAGAAAUUUGGGUAGCUCCUCCUGACUUAAAGCUUGGUUUUUGCGUGCCAGCCUGCCAACUAAUGGUUCCCUGGGCCAUGUAUUUACAUGGUACUAAAUAAGGAGGUGAUUUUGGGCUGGGAUUAUGGAUGAAAAGCCUUUUUGGGUCACUCCAAACCAUAUGUCUCUGCCACUGGAAUAUUCUCCUGAGGAAGCCUGGAUAGGCCCUUGCUCAACCCAAAGCUUGGUUUUUGUGUGCUUCUCUCUUGACUAUUGCCCCCCCCCCAGUUUUGUGCUAUGUACAUAGCACCAAAUAAGGAGCUGAUUUUGGACUGGCAUUACAGGUCACCCCAAACCGCACCACUCAGUCAUUGGGGGACUCUUCCCAAAAAAGCCUUUUCAGGUUGCAUUUAAUUCUUGGCUUUGUCCACCACAGAUUUCUAUAUAUGACAUGAAAUAAACUGAUAGUAUAAGAGUUGUGUUGUAGCUGUGAUGACAUUAAGUACAUCAAAAUAAAAAUAUAUGCAUACCUA